Molecule: messenger RNA, 885 nt
Organism: Culicoides brevitarsis
Lineage: Eukaryota; Metazoa; Arthropoda; Insecta; Diptera; Ceratopogonidae
Gene: RpS3A
Product: small ribosomal subunit protein eS1
Exons: 3
Coding region: 21-827 (268 amino acids)
Biological process (GO): translation
Cellular component (GO): cytosol; ribosome
Molecular function (GO): structural constituent of ribosome
Source: RefSeq, a predicted model, not a curated record
UGUAUCUGUCUUUUUAAAUCAUGGCUGUAGGCAAAAGCAAGUCGCUCUCCAAAGGAGGUAAAAAAGGUACCAAGAAAAAGGUCGUGGAUCCCUUUACACGAAAAGACUGGUACGAUGUAAAGGCUCCGAGCAUGUUUGCCAUCCGACAAGUUGGAAAAACCCUUGUUAAUCGUACGCAAGGUACUAAAAUUGCUUCGGAAGGAUUGAAAGGCCGCGUGUUUGAAGUUUCCUUGGCGGAUCUUCAGAACGAUACGGACGCUGAGAGAUCUUUCCGUAAGUUUAAACUAAUAGCUGAGGAUGUUCAAGGGCGAGAUGUUCUCACUAAUUUCCAUGGAAUGGAUUUAACUACGGAUAAAUUGAGGUCCAUGGUUAAGAAAUGGCAGACAUUGAUUGAAUGUCAUGUUGAUGUGAAAACAACCGAUGGUUAUUUGCUCCGUGUAUUUUGUAUUGGUUUUACGCAAAAAGAUCCGCAAUCUCAACGUAAAACUUGCUACGCGCAACAUUCGCAAAUCAAAAUUAUCCGCAAAAAAAUGACCGACAUCAUUACGCGCGAUGUAACUAGCUCUGACUUGAAAGAGGUUGUCAAUAAACUUCUUCCUGAUUCGAUUGCCAAGGACAUUGAAAAGGCAUGCUUAGGAGUCUAUCCUCUACAUGAUGUCUACAUUCGAAAGGUCAAAGUCUUGAAGAAGCCUCGUUUCGACAUUUCCAAACUGUUAGAGCUGCAUGGAGAUGGUGGUGGCAAGGGAACUGUUACUGUUGCAGCUGCAGAAGGAACAACAGUAGAAAGACCAGAAGGAUAUGAGCCUCCAGUACAGCAAUCAGUUUAAAAAUAAACUUUGUCGUACAUUUCAAAGAAGGGAUAAUAAAAAAAUAAAACCCUAUAAA